Vollenhovia emeryi is the source of this 4049-nucleotide messenger RNA. RefSeq names its product probable DNA mismatch repair protein Msh6 (gene Msh6). NCBI's taxonomy places the organism in Eukaryota, Metazoa, Arthropoda, Insecta, Hymenoptera, Formicidae. Gene Ontology annotation, biological process: mismatch repair. Gene Ontology annotation, molecular function: ATP binding; mismatched DNA binding; ATP-dependent DNA damage sensor activity. The transcript is spliced from 20 exons. The record is from RefSeq and is a predicted model, not a curated record. The coding region runs from base 233 to 3595 and encodes 1120 amino acids. Gene Ontology annotation, cellular component: MutSalpha complex; nucleus.
GUUAAACGUUUGCCGGCACUGUCGGCGAACGAAUCGCGAUGCGUUUCGGAAAGCCGCGAAGGACGCGCGCUUUUGCCGGGCUUUCGAUGUAGUCCUCCAGCAUCCGUCGCAUCGUUUCUCUUGGUCUCUGUAUUGUCACGCCGCGUGGCUGUUCCCGCGGAUUCUUUCCGCCGUAUUUCUCACAAGUGAUAUCGCUUGACGUUGGUUCCGUUCGAUCGUGUUGCAGCCAAAUAUGCCGAAAGUAAAUACGAUACUUAAUUACUUCACGUCCCCGAAAGCUGUCAAGAAGCCGGAGGCGGCGAAGGAGCAACGAGCGAAGUCGCAGACCCCCAAGAGAGAACAAAAGAAUAAAGGAUUUGUCAAAAAUGGAAAAGAAAAUAAAGAUACCGGGGAUAAGAAGAGAUCGUACAAGGAGGACACUGAAGCGGAAGACGAGCCUGCAAGGCCUAAGAAACGACGCCUAAUUAUUCCCGAUGUUGAGUCUGGCGAAGAUUCCGGAGAUGAAUUCAAGCCGGAUUCCGCGUCUGAAGAGUCUGAGUCAGCUUCCGAAGGAGAGUCGGAGCAUGAACCUUCGACGGAGGAGGAAACGCCAGAGAAAAAGAAAAAGGCCAGCUCCAAAUCCAAGCCAGGGCAAGCAAAUCGUUCUCGUAAUAUAAAAACUAACAAGAAAGAUUUGAAACAACCUGCACAAGUUCAAACUCAAACUGUAAGCAAUGGACUUGCUGCUACGCCUACUUGGCCACAUUUGAAAUUCGAGUUCCUGCAACCAGAGAAGAUAAAGGAUAUACACAGAAGAACACCGAAGGAUCCAGAUUAUGAUCCCAAGACGCUCUACGUACCCGUCGAUUUCUUAAAUAAUCAAACACCCGCGAUGAAGCAAUGGUGGGACUUAAAGAGUAAGCACUUUGACUGUGUAUUUUUCUAUAAAAUCGGCAAAUUCUACGAGUUGUACCACAUGGAUGCAGUUAUCGGUGUCAAUGAGCUCAGUCUCACGUACAUGCGAGGCGAAUUUGCGCAUUCCGGGUUCCCCGAAAUUGGGUACGGUCGUUAUUCGGCGAGUCUAAUAGAGAGAGGAUACAAAGUCGCGCGAGUCGAGCAAACCGAGAAUCCGGAAAUGAUGGCGGCACGUUGCAGCAAAAUGACUAGACCAACGAAGUUCGAUAAAGUCGUGAAGCGCGAAAUUUGUCAAGUCAGUACCAGGGGUACGAGAGUAUAUACUCCGUUAGACGUGGAAGCGUCUACACCAAAUUCCAAUUAUCUGUUAUCCUUGGUUGAAAAGUGCGAUCUCGGUUCAACGACCAGCGCCUUCGGAGUGUGCUUUAUAGAUACAACGAUAGGUGAAUUUUACCUCGGCCAAUUUGUCGAUGAUCGCUGCAACUCUAGACUAUUAACUGUGCUAGCUCAUCAUCCGCCGGUUCAUGUGAUAUAUGAACGUGGGAACUUGUCGCAAAAGACUCUGCAGCUUAUAAACAGCACUCUGCCAGCGGCGCUAAAGGAGCCGCUACAACGCGAGGCUCAGUUCUGGUCUGCUGCAACUGCACUGAAAAAACUUCACGAAGGAAGUUAUUUCAAAAAGGAAGAGGACUCGAGCUUUGCAUGGCCUGAAGGUCUGAGACCCUAUCUAAACGAAGGCGACAGCUUGGGCUUAACGCCGGCGGAUAAUAAAGAGUUAGCGAUACACGCACUAGGAGGUUGUGUGUAUCUGCUGAAGGAGUUCCUACUUGAACAGCAAUUGUUAGCACAAGGCUGCUUCAAUACUUACACUCCGCCAGACUUUUCGGCCGCGAGCAGUCAGACAGGUCUCAACUACGCAAACACUAUGGUGAUAGAUGCUGUUACAAUAAAAAAUCUAAGGCUCUUCGGAGAGGGUUCGCUCAUUAGUGUGUUAGACCGUUGUUGUACUGCAUUCGGUAAAAGAUUGCUGCGCGAAUGGAUCUGCAGGCCAUCUUGCCGCAAAACCGUUAUUAUGGAACGUCAGGAAGCUGUACAGGAAUUAGUGGAUCGGAUGGAUGUGACACAGUCGGCUCGUGCAAUUUUGUCAACUCUGCCGGAUCUUGAAAGACUCUUGAGCAAAAUCCAUGCUCAGGGAAAUGCUGCUAGAAUGAAAAAUCAUCCUGACGGUAGAGCCAUAAUGUUUGAGGGCCCGACGUAUUCGAAAAGGGUGAUUGUAGAUUUCACCACGACACUCGCCAAAUUCGAAGAAGUGCUGAAAUUCAUCGAACUGUUUGAUGAUUUCAAAAGCAACUUGAUAACUCGUCAUACUCGGUACGAACCGGAUGGUGAUUUUCCCCAAUUGAGGGAGACAUUAGAUUACUUUAAGACCGCGUUUGAUCACGAAGAAGCUAAGAAGCUAGGCUGCAUCGUUCCGAAAAAGGGAGUAGACGCCGAAUAUGAUUCGGUUCUAGUCGAGCUCGCGGACAACAAGAAAAGUCUAGACAGAUACUUGGAAAAACAAAGGCAGCACUUUGGUGUGAAAAUAACAUUCCAUGGAUCAGAUAGAAAACGUUAUCAAAUCGAAGUUCCCGAUUCGCAGGUUAAGAAAGUUGGUCCUGGGUACGAAUUACAGUCGCAAAGGAAAGGCUUCAAACGCUAUUAUACCGCCGAAGCAAAGGAGAUUUUGGCGAGACAAAUGAAUGCGGAAGAUCACAAGGACAAGGUACUGAAGGACCUCAAUAGACGAAUAUUUGCGCAGUUCAGCGAAAAGUAUGACAUGUGGCAUACAGCCGUUUAUAAAUUGGCCACCAUGGAUGUGCUCAUUUCCCUCGCGGAUUACGCGCGGAACGGCGAUAUGUGUAUCCCGGAGAUUCACGACGGAUCGGAUGGUGAGAUGUUCAUCAAGAUAAAAGACGGAAAGCAUCCUUGCAUCGCGUCUGACAAUUUUAUACCGAAUGACACCUUAUUGGCAGCCGACGGCGCCGCCUCUUUCAUGAUUUUGACCGGACCGAAUAUGGGAGGCAAAUCGACCCUAAUGCGCCAAGUGGGUCUGAUUACAAUCCUGGCGCAGAUUGGCAGCUACGUUCCAGCCAGCUCGUGCUGCAUAACGCUGGUGGACCGUAUUUUCACUCGACUGGGCGCGAACGACGAUAUUCUGGCCGGUCAGAGCACGUUCUUGGUCGAGCUAAGUGAAACCGCUGCGAUACUACAACAUGCUACGCCUUACUCGCUGGUUCUUUUGGACGAGUUAGGACGUGGCACAUCAACCUAUGACGGUACGGCAAUCGCCGCUGCGGUCGUUGAUGCACUGACCAAGCUAAAAUGUCGCACAUUGUUCUCGACGCAUUACCAUUCUUUGGUCGAGGAUUACAAAACCAAUGAGGAAGUCACGUUAGCUCACAUGGCUUGCAUGGUGGAAACGGAGGAGGAGGAGGAAGUGUCGCAAGAGACCGUAACGUUUUUGUACAAGCUCAGCGAAGGGGCAUGUCCAAAGUCCUAUGGAUUCAAUGCCGCUCGACUAGCAGGCGUACCGUCUAUAAUCACAAAACGAGCGCACGAGAUAGCCAGCAGGAUGGAGCAGGAAACUAAUCACAAGCAUAUCUUCAACGCUCUUUGCAAAGCCAACGGCGACGAAAUGAGAAGUCUUAUUGCUACCAUUUAAUAUAUCAGAUAUAAUUGUAUUACAUCGAGCAGUCGUAAUCAUUUUUGAAGAAAUUGUGGGAAAAAGUGAUCGCUUUGCAGUUGGAUUUGUCACUCGUACAAAAUAUCCUUAAGCAACAAAUCGGUUAUUCGUAGCGUAAUAAAAACGGGCAUUAUACUUACGUUUUCGUCAGACAUGUAUCAAUUGUACUUUAAAUAACUCGUUACAUUUUUAAUUUAUGAAAUAACAGUAUUCGCUUCGUACAAGAAUUUAAUAUGUGUAUCCGUUAUGUGUAUGUUCGUUAUCCAUCGACAUGUAAAAACACGACUGUAAUUAUUUCUGUUCCUGCCAAGUUAAUUGCUUAAUGUUAUUCGUAUGUUACAUAUUAGUAAUACUUCCUUAGUAUCUAAUUUUUGCGUUGCGUUAUGUGUUUCUGCAUUAAUCUAUUUUCAUAAUAAAAGCUAUCACGCAUGUA